AUUUCCAAAUUGAUUCAUUUCACCUUUGAAUCGUAAUCGAUCAUAGUGCAAAAUGGAGAAAAAAACAAAUUGCAUUCAAAAUGAAGAGCAAAAGAAGGAAAAGGAACUUAUUGCUGAAAAAGCAGCAAAGGCUGGAUUUGUCAACCGACUUUAUGUGAACAUCGGACAAAAAGUUGGAGUUGUCGAGCUGACUAAGUUAGAGCCACGUUUUGAGAGGAACAUCGAUAAGCUCACCUCCUACCACAACUUAAUCUACAAAAUUGUGAAUGUAAUCGAACUUCAAGUUCAAUUCAUGCCCAAGGCAAUGGCAAAGAAAGCAGUUUUGUGUGCUCCCGGCGAGAAUCCAUGGGAAGUUCUUGGAGGAUGGUUGAAUUAUUUGGGAAAAAAUCAGUUUGAUGGGCAACAUUCUAAAAUGCUGGAAAAAUACAGUAGCGCCUGUGGAAGAAUUGCUCAAAAGGAGAUCCAGGUGCAGAAAAGAACUCGUUCUCAUCUGAUUAAAAAGAUGCGUUUGUACACUGGAGAGGAAAGUGAGAUAUUGAAUUCGAACGUAGAAAAUUUGAAUAACUUGCUCCAUGCAAUCGAUGAUUCUCGUCACCAUGUGAAGUCUUCAAAAACCACGAAAGAGGUGAAAGCAAAAGGCGAAACGUAUCGUAAAGCCAUCAAUGCUUUCAACGAAACGGCAAAUGAAGUUCAAGCAUUGAUUGACGAAGUUGCAAUGGUUGUCCCACUUCACGAAAAUGAAUUUCUGAAGUUUUCACGUGAAGCUUCGGUUUACCACGACACUGUACACAAUUCUCUGAGCGAAGUGAUCUUCCGUCUUGGUUAUCAUGUCAAGAAGCAUUGAGACCUCCGAGUUUUUUUAGAAAUCUUUCUGUGAAAUAAAGAAAUCACCGCUUUGAAAAA
Messenger RNA from Caenorhabditis elegans, 903 nucleotides. RefSeq names its product BAR domain-containing protein (gene F38A5.6). The record is from RefSeq and is marked reviewed. The coding region runs from base 53 to 844 and encodes 263 amino acids. The transcript has 7 exons. Lineage: Eukaryota; Metazoa; Nematoda; Chromadorea; Rhabditida; Rhabditidae. Gene Ontology annotation, cellular component: cytoplasm.